Messenger RNA from Ornithodoros turicata, 4723 nucleotides. RefSeq names its product GATOR complex protein Iml1-like (gene Iml1). Gene Ontology annotation, biological process: cellular response to amino acid starvation; positive regulation of autophagy; intracellular signal transduction. Gene Ontology annotation, molecular function: GTPase activator activity. The transcript has 35 exons. The record is from RefSeq and is a predicted model, not a curated record. Gene Ontology annotation, cellular component: GATOR1 complex; lysosomal membrane. The coding region runs from base 104 to 4537 and encodes 1477 amino acids. NCBI's taxonomy places the organism in Eukaryota, Metazoa, Arthropoda, Arachnida, Ixodida, Argasidae.
UCGUUGGCAUGAUGCUUUCCGAAAGUAAACCGCCCGCAUUAACGAUAUGUGUGCGUAGAAAACUUUAUUUCAUGCCAUGUUGUAAAUAAGCAGAAUAAUAAAAAUGAAGCUGAUGAAAUUAAUGCAUCAUCCCAAGACGUUCUGUGAUGACAGCAUCAUCAUAAACGGGAAAGAUUACCCAGCACUGAAAAAUGGAGAUGUCGUGGAGAUAUAUCUUCCUGACGACGCAUUCAGCCGACUGCUGGUCCAGGUGACAAACAUAAGGGACGACUCUCAGCAAAAGGACACAAUUAGCGUUGAACAAUGCCUGGCAAAUAUGUUCCAACUUCGGGCCUACGCAGACGUCAUUGUCAACCGUGUUGACCCAAAGGCAGUUGCUUUGGACUCAGUGGAACUCAUCUUCAAGGACCACUAUCUUGCAAGGAGCGACAUGUGGCGUUGGAAACAGGCCAUGGUUAAUACUUGCGUGUAUCCGAAGAAAGUCGUUGAGAUUCAUGCUAGCAGGUUACAAGUGUACGAAAUGUGGGCUCACGGAGAGCAAGUAGCCUCGGGCGUCAUCACGGACGAUACGAAGAUCGUGUACCGCUCUGCCAGCAGCAUGAUUUACCUGUUCAUUCAGAUGAGCUCUGAAAUGUGGGACUUCGACAUCAACGGGGACCUCUACUUCGAAAAAGCAGUCAACGGUUUCCUGUGCGACCUCAUUGCAAAGUGGAAGGACAUGAAAUGCAACCAUGACAUCACCAUAGUCCUGUUUUCGAGGAUAUUUUACGAAGUCAAGAGCAAAGAUCAAUUUCCAAAGCACAUGACCGAGUGCAUACAAGUAGACCACAAAGGGCGUUUCUACGAGGACUUUUACAGGGUUGCAGUUCAAAAUGAGCGCAUUGACGAUUGGACCCAAACCAUUCGUCUACUGAAAACCUUAUUCAACCAGUACGAGCACAUAGUCCUGGAUCACCACAAGCGUUCGGAUGUGCGCAUUCCAAAUGCAGUAAUUUCCAACUCUUCACAAGGAAACUUUCUUGAGGUGCUCAACAUGUCACUAAAUGUGUUUGAGAAGCACUUCAUGGACCGGAGCUUCGAUCGUACCGGGCAGCUGAGCAUCGUAAUAACACCGGGUGUCGGUGUCUUCGAAGUGGACAGGGAUCUGACCAACAUCACGAAGCAACGAAUCAUUGAUAAUGGGAUUGGUAGCGACCUUGUCUGCCUGGGAGAGCAGCCUCUGCAUGCUGUUCCCCUGUUCAAGUUCCACUCGAGACACAUCUUGGGAGGCAAUUUGAAAGACGACUACAAUAUGCCCCACUGGAUCAACUUGAGUUUCUACUCGUCGAACACUUCAAGCACCUACUCAAAGUUUGUGCCCAGGAUAAAGUUGCCAACACCUCAGCCAAAGCUCUUCCAACAAAGGUCCCUAGGUUCCAAUGCAUACAUUUGCAGAAGUCAGCCGUCCAUACCACUUUCGGACAGUAUAUCAGUUGUGUAUGACUACGAUGAAUAUGACGCCAGUGUUUUCAAGGGCUGCUCUCCAACUCAGUGGGGACCCAAGGUCAGCACCCCUCAGCAAGCGCACGUGCGCCGCCGGUCUCACCUCCCCUUUCCGACACGCCCCCUCGGAAGUGACGACAGCCCUGCUUGCUCAACGUUGCCGGAGGUGGGCACGUCGGUGUCCAGUGGGUCUUCUCAUUCCCGAUCUGGCGCCAUUUUUAUACCCAGGCGGGGUGGCUCCUCCUGUGGUAGUUCACAGACAUCUGUCCUUGGAAGCGACGACCUGGAGAGGUUCAGAGUUCAGGAGAAAGCAAAAGACGACCUGGAGUUUGUUCAGUCUCCUCCUCACCGCACCGUCGUGGGCAGUGCAGGUCAACUGCCGGACAUGUUUCAGGAGAAGCAGAAGGCGCGUCUGCCAAGAGCACUGAUCAACCCCUUCGAUCCGUCACAAGUAACAAUUAAGCUGACGUCAAACAGACGACGAUGGACGCACGUUUUCCCCUUAGGUCCAACUGGAAUCUUCAUGCAGCAGCAUCAUUACCAAGCAAUUCCACAGAACAGUAGUAAAACGAGCCACCCAGCCCAAUCUGAAAGAGUACCACAUAAGAGAAGUACGAGAGAAGGUUCUCUCCGCUCAAGGUCCGUCCUUGGGUCAACUUCAAACUGUGAGACCCCAAUUGCAAAGACAGGUCACAGCUGGCUAUGGGGAACAACUGGAGAACAGGAGUGGACUCCAGCUUUGACUACAGGUGUGGACUGGAAGAGCUUGGUUAUACCAGCCUGUCUACCCAUCACAACUGACUUCUUUCCUGACAAACACAGUCUUCAGUAUGACUACGUGGUGUCUGACUACAGCUUGGUUCCUGAAGAACAUGCAUCUGAGAUAAAUCAGAGCAGGCGUUAUAGGGCUGAAGAGGAGUACAAGCACCAUAAACCAAUGUCAACGCUGCAGGUGUAUCAAGAACUGAUUUGUCAGAGACUGCAGCAGGGAUUUCAGAUAAUCAUGUUGAUCAAGAAACCAACUCCGAGUAACGCUGCUCGGUCCACGCCUGGCUCCAGCGUAGUAAGAGGGCAUCCGGAUUCCACGGAACAAAAGGAAGAAUGCCGAAUGAGCAUAGGAAGAAUCUUCCACACCAUGUCGCUUAAUGGGCCUGUCAUCACCGUUACGCAGUAUCGUCCACGACACGCAUCACGAGAAGUCAAGCCCAUUCGCUACACUUACGAGUUUCAAGCCCCUGGAAGCAGUACGUAUGGUGUUGCUCAUGUGACAUUCUACAGUGAAAAAUUGGAAAAUUUCAACUGGAGCUACCUGGAUCACUACAUCUGCAUUCGUGGAGAACGAGAGUACGGCCUCAGGGAGACCCUGAAGUACUGGCGCCUGAGGAUGCUUCUCCUGCCGGGCCUACAAGCUGCUACCAGGAAAAUAAUUGACCACAAGUCAAAGUGUGACAUCUAUCCUGACUUCACUGCCGAAGAUGGAGCGACUCAAAGGGAGGCCUUCCUCAAAUUCCUCGAAAUUAUGAACAGAAUCAAACGGCCUGCAAAUACGAGACGCUCAAAGUCUGUAGGUGCCUGGGUGCGCAAACCCUCCAAGAGGGCUUCUGUUGCUGGAACGACCUCCCCACUGCCAGCAUUGCUGACACAAGUAGCGCCACCGCUCGCGCCGUCGGCGGUGUCGCCACAGACUGCCGGCCCUGGGCUACCCAGUUUCCGAGAGCGUGGCGGCAGCAACAAGGUACACGACCGACCUCGCAGUCGACACUUAGAGCUGCGCUCUGAACCCGGCACGGGAGGAAGGGUAUCACCCGCUGUGGAGGCUGAUGCGAAGGCAAAUAGCAUGAGUAUAUCGCAAGAAGGAAUGCCUGAAGCUGUGAACGUGGAAACGUCAGAGGAAACGGGGCCUGCUGAGCAAAAGAAGGUCACAACGCUAUCUACUUCUGCGGAAAUCGUGGAGGCGAUGAAGCAUCAAAGCGAGGGCCUUUCAUUUCUGCCGCAACAAAGUGGUGUUCCGCAGCAUUCGUUCAUCAGUGCUGAAGCUGUCUGCUGGGUUAAAGAUCAGGUAGAUGGCAUACAGACUGAGGCUGAAGCUAUUCAGCUAAUGCAGAAACUGCUUUCGGAGGGCUACCUCUGCCAUGCUUCCGGCGUCACAGAGCAUCCUUUUGUCAACGGCUUCUACAUAUACUACCUGCCAGACAAGAAUGCCAAAGGUGGACAAACUGAGGAUGCAGACCUCGACGCUUACAGAAACGAAUGGUUCGAGGUUGAAUUGCUGCCUCAGAAUGAAGACAGUUUCAGUGGCUCGAGUGAAUUUGAGGUCCUGGAUAAUGACAUCAAAGAAAACUUGACGUUUCGCAGCGUGAACAUAGACAUAGACGUCAGUGGUCGGUCUGACCGACCAGAAUGGGGGCAUGCGCAAUAUCACAGCAUAUUUCAACCGGGCGAAGCCUUUGAGUUCAUCAUGGAGUGGAUGGUUGCAACCGGAUACAUAAUUGCUGAUCUGGUCUUGGGCUGGGCUCGGAAGGCCAACAGUCAAGGUUUGCAACUGGUACCCAUCCCGUGCGAGCCAUUUGUGCUCCCCAACACACCAAAGUCUGACCCUCUGAGAUGCGCCAUCUUUAUUCCUCUGCUUGUGCAGGAUCUACAAGACCCUGCAUCGCAAGUUCUGCAUAAUGAAGGGUUGGAACGAUUCCAGGAGUAUGUGGUUAGAAGGUUUGGCUUCAUUCCCCUGAGAGACCUCCAUGCUGUCACAUACCAAAAGACGUUUGUGCACACCACUGGAGGGAUGUUCUUGAUGAUCCCGUUGAGGGAGAGAACCAACGAAGAGUUGAUCGACACACCCGAGACUGACGUUGGAUUUAUGUGGUCGUGGAACUACAUGAUCACCAAGCGGUGGAAGAACACGGCAACCAUCGACGAAAACUUCAUGCGAGCUGUCAUGCAGGACUUCAAGGCGCUGUGUGGCAACCAAGAAAACCGACUUCAAGAUGCGUUCGAUUCUUGGCUUACCUCUGGGUCUGAUGUCACUGCAGAGUUUUUCCCACACAUUGAUCAUUGAUUGCUAAUCCUGGGGUUCAUCCCAGUCAUAGCUGCGGUUGACAGUAUGUGGCGCACGUGCGUGAUAGUGCUUUGAGUUGAAUCCUGGUGAUGCAAGGCUUUCGUAAAGCCGUUGUUUUGAAUGUACAUAAUGUAUCAUACUUUUUUCUAAUGUAUACGUAUUAAAUGCUACUUUGUUAGUAUGAAC